Molecule: messenger RNA, 1805 nt
Organism: Lepisosteus oculatus (spotted gar)
Lineage: Eukaryota; Metazoa; Chordata; Actinopteri; Semionotiformes; Lepisosteidae
Source: RefSeq, a predicted model, not a curated record
UCCACUCAGUCAUUGUUUGUUUUAGGCCCUGCGACCUCUCUGCUGUCUUCAGGGUGUGGACUUCCUUUGUAAAAACAUAGCCCAGUUUAUCUCUGCGAAAGGGGGGGGUCACACUUUUCUUAUCUGUAGUUUUUAGAACCACCACGAUCGAUCGAUCGCUGUGCUUGCUCUCUAAAGCCAGCUCUCUGUUUGAGGGACCUGAGCUGUGUGGGGAGUUGGGCAAUGCAAAUUACAGUAAAAGUACAAAGGCCUGGGGGAAUUCAGGGAUUUUGCCAUUGUUCGUCUGCAUCCUGCGAGCCGUGAAGUGAAAUGUUUACCUACUCUUAUUGGCACCACAUUCAGGAUCCCAGCGAUAUUCCAGUAAAAUAAAAGCUUUUUGUUUUCCUUGUUUUGCUUCAGUGUAGCCACACCUCAAGCACAGUCACCUCUAUAUAAGCCAUCAGCUCUCAUGAGCCUCAGAAAGGAGUUUUGUGUUGUGCUGCAUAGAACUGCUAAACUCUAGACUCGGGGAAUGGCAAGAGGAAUUUCUCAGGACGACUGGUGCCAGGCCUUGAGCAGUAUCAUCGAAGAGCUAACGGAGCCGCAGUAUAAGAAGAUGAUGAUGCUGCUCCCUAAAAUACCCCAAAGCAAGAAGAAGAUGGCCAGGGAGGAGAUGCCCGAGGUGAUCGUGUCUCAGUACGGGCUGGAGGAAUCCGUGGUCGCCGUUCAGGAGGCGGUGGGAAAGAUUCCCAGGAACGACCCGCGGAUGAUCGGGCUGCUGCAGCCCUUCACUGCAGCCUUGCACGGAGCGCAGAAACGCCCUCCUGCCGAAAGCCACAGCGCUCUGCCUGAGAAGGUUUCUAAAACGGACGAUUCCAUUGGUUUGCAGAGCUCAAACACUGAGGGAUGCUAUAUAGACAAGGAUGAUGUUUAUGAUAUAGACGGCGCGCGGGAGGCCUUCAUCCUGUGCCAGAAGGAGAACCGCCGGGGGGCGGAAGUAGACCUGGAGCGGACCCGGAAGCUCCUGAGCAAGUAUGGCUUCAAGUGCACGGAGGAGACGGACCUGCUGGGGAAGGUGAACCAAAAAAUGGUCCAGCCUGACUACACGCUGAAGAGCAGCACAGCCAAGGUCACAGUGAAUGUGGAGACCAACUUCACUAAAGCCCUCUUUCUUAGAUAAGCAGGCCUGUGCUGACCCACUCCUGCUGGGAAUGCACAGGCAAGAAUCAGCAGCUCACUGCCACUUAAGUGGUUUAUUUUUAUUAAUACUUUUAUGUAAAGCCACUUUAGAUAAAAAUGAUAAUUAAAAAAAAGCAAUUAUAUCAGCACACCAGCAUAAAUUCUCCAUCUAUUUCAAAGAGCCACAGCAGCUUUCAUGGGCAAGUAGUAAAGUUUAAUGGCUACCCUGAACAGCAGCACCUCCUUCAGUACCAUGUCCCUAUACUGGGCACCAACAUAGCAAAUUCUAGUCUGAAAUCUACUGGUUUACCAAAAUCACUUACAGCAACAGCUUGGUUUUCUCCUUAGAAGUGUCCCACCCCACUAUAGCCUAGCCCUGCUGAGCUCAAGCCAUCCAGUGGGAAGACAGGUCACAGCUGGAAAUAAAAAACCAAAACUGCUGUACAUUUGUACCUUCCUUGAUUACAGUGAAGGUGUUUACAACUUAAUUUGCCAUCUGGAUUGAUAAUCUUAAACCUGGAGCCUGCAACCCACCAGUUUCAUAAACAACACUAAGCAGAUAGUUUCUUCAUCUUCUAGGCUGGCAAAGGAUCCUAGAUCACUUGUUCUUACCUGUAAAAGUUACUUAAUAAACAGUUUAAAUUUGA